AUGUCAUUCAAAUUAAAUAUUUCUGCUAAUAAAAUUUAUAUUUUCUUUAGCAUAUUAUUACUAAGAUGUGUAGCAGAAAGAAAAAGAGAUACAAAUCAAGAGGUUUCUGGCUCAAAAUGUGGCAGUACUUUGAUAAUAUUAAACUGUGAUUUCGAUGAUCCUCCAUUAUUUUCUAGAAGGUAUCUGAACAAAUUAAAGGCCUUGUAUACGCCUGGAACUCUCUGCCCAGUGGAUAAGUUUCAUUUUCAUUGGGAUAUUAUAUUGGAAAAUGAGACGGAAUGGAAGUUUGAUCAUUACAAAUAUCGAGAUACUUUUCAUAUAGAACCAUAUAUGAUAGGAGGUGGGAUGCAUUCUUUUAUGGUUUUCGUUAAUGAAAUAUACAACGACGGGCAACGCGGCAGUUUGAAUGAGGCUUGUAUAUUUGUUAUAAGCCCCGAAAACCCAAUUCCUAUUAUACAAGGUGGUUCAGAAGUAACUGUAGAGAGCGCUAAGGCGUUUACGAUGGAUGGCAGAGAUUCUAUUGAUAUGGAAAUUCCACCACGUCAGAAGGGCCACCUACAGUACCAAUGGAAUUGUACAAUGAGUGACGGAUCAGCUACUUUGGACCAACUGCCUAAUGCAGGUGUUGCUGUGUUACAAGUUCCUCAACAUUUUGCUGUUGAAAAUUAUAUAUACACCUUUAAACUUUCUGUAAAAAGUAGAGAAUCUGAUUGGGUUAGUACGACGCAGAUAGUUAAAGUAAAAACAAAUGUUGCAAAGCUAAAAAUUACGUGUGUAAAAAACUGUCCUCCAUUAGUUUUGCUGACAAACGUCAAAGAAACGAUCAUAUUUAAAGUAGUUUGCCAAAAUGAUAAAAAAAUAGAAGAUUUACAGCAUUGGUCGAUCAACAAAGCAGGCUUCGAUUACGAAAAAAACACAAAAUACGGCAGAAGCAACGAAAUAUUUUACAUCAAAGAAAACGUACUUGAUGCCGGGGAAAUCUACGAACUUAAAGUCGAACUCCAAGGCGAAUUAACAGGUGGGACGGCUGUAGAAAUCAAAACGCACAAACCCCCUAAGCUUGAAUCGUGCUCUGUUUCUCCACAGAGUGGAGAAGCUUUAAAAACGGAGUUUUCAGUCCAUUGCAAAUAUCCCGAUGGGCCCUAUAUGUUUGAGAUCUUUGGUAUAGUUGGUGAAACAGAAAUAUUGUUGGAGAAAAAUGCCAGAUUGUUGGAUAUCGUUUUCGUUCUACCGACAAAAUCGAAAAUAAAAGUGAAAAUUAUCGACGAAUAUGAAUUUUCUGAUUCUAAAAUUUUGGAUGUAACGGUGAAAGACUUCAUGGAUCCUUCGAAACCCAAAGAGGAACUGAUCAAAGAAAUAGAAUCGACCUUUUUCGAUGAACAUUCUGAAAAAUCUUUCGACGCAAUGAUGAAAGAGAAGAAAUUCGAUAAGGUCGUACAAUUCCUUGGCGUUUUUUCCAGAGAACUCGAAGCGAUUUCUCAAAAUAAAGAACUGGAAGACGUCGUGAACGAUUACAAAAUGAAAAUGUUUGAUAUAUUGGACAAGAUUCCACUAGAUACCAGAGAUCGUACAAUACAAGUAUCUAGCGUUUCUAAAGAAAUAGCAGAGCAAACCAAGUUAAAACAAAACCCGACCAUUGCCCGAAAAGCUUCAACAAUCUGUAAAGAUGCCGCAAAGAGGGAGCUAGAGUUGGUUCAACACGAAAGGUUUAUAGAAAGCUUUUCCGAAGAAAUAUUAGAAGAUACCAGGUUAUUUUCUGAAUGUUCCCAAGUAGGUUUAAAUCCAAAUUUGGAACUAUUAGAUACUCCUGACGUGUUCGAACCCACAACUCAAUUUCCUUUACUAGAAUUUCCAAUAGUUCAGGAAAAUUAUCCAGAUUACCUUGAUGAUGAGAACGUAUCAAAAGCUUUAAGUGAGCUGGAUUCUUACGUCAAAAAUUUAGUAGAUUUGUGUUUUUUGAAUGCGAAAUCUCUGCUAAUUACUUUCUCGCCGUACGAUAAUGGUAAAUACAUUGACAGCGGACAUUUUAACGUUACCUCUACAAAAUCUUUCGGAAAAGACAUUUUAACCGUCGCAAUAGCCUCACACAAAACAGUUUUGCAGCCUUCCAAAGAUUUUCUGCCUUACGAAAACGAUGAGAUUGAUGUAUUGUUCUGUACCAGCACGAAAAAUCCGUACUGGUGGCAAACAAAGCCUGAAGUAUCACCUCCCAUAGCGAUUCUCGAAUUUAAAACGAAACGAAAAAGAGUAAACGAAUUUUCCAAACCAUUUUAUUUAUCAUUUGAUCACCCUGUACCAGAAUUAAUCACCACUCACAGUGGCGUUACACCAAGAAAACCGAAUAUUACUAAUAACGAUAAAAAAUAUUAUAAUUUUGAACAAAUCACGAUGUAUAGAAUUGAUGUGUUCAAAGAAGAAGAUUAUUUCAUAGAAUUUGUUGAUUUGGGUUCAAGUAGUUUAAAUGUGUAUGUCACAAAAUAUUAUAAACCGAGUUUUGUUGAAUUCAAAACCAAAUGUCAAAAGAUAAAUGCAGAUAAUUCAAAGUUCUUCGUCACAAAUAAGAGAAAGUACGAUCUUUGGCACUAUUUAAGUAUCCUACCUUCAGAAGAAAUGGGUGAAGCCGAAGUGUCUUUCAAUUUGAAAAUAUACACGGUGGCGUGCUACAAAUGGAAUUUCCAAGAAAGGAAAUGGGAAUUUUCGUGCGAUAGUACAAAUACGUCUACAAUACUAAAUAUUGAAUGCUUAUGCCAUAAAUCUUCUGUAUUGUCCGGGAGAGUGACGAAUAACGCCGUAAGAGAAGAACACACUGUUUAUGUAAAUCACAAGCUUGAAAUUCAGGCUUGUUAUGUCAUAUUUUUGACAGUUUGGAUAGUGUGGCUUUUGUAUUGUAUAUUUUUGACGUAUCUUUCAAUAGUCGGACGAAAAGAAACAAGCAAAGAAAUAUUUUUUCUGAGCGACAUACCUAGCACGUACAGAUAUGGUUAUUUGAUCAUCAUAAAAACUGGAAACAAAAAAGACGCUAGCACAACCUCCAAUAUCGUUAUAAAAUUGUACGGAAGGAGUUCGGAUAGUAUGGAACACGUUUUGAACUAUCCGGAUCCGGAUAAAAGAUUGCUUCAGAAAAACCAAGAAGAUUGGUUCUUCUUAGCUACCGAACAUUAUUUGGGGGAUAUUGAAAAGAUUGAGCUGUGGUUCGACUCUAUAGGACACAGACCGUCAUGGAAUUGCUCAGAAAUAGAAUUAAUAGAUAUGCAGACGAAAAAUAACUGGACGUUCUCGAUCAAUUUUAAAUUCGAAAUAAAAGAUAUUGAAAAUUACUUUUAUAUAGCAACACCAGUAGACGCUGGAAAAUCUAAAUUGACCAUAAAAAACGUUAUAUCUGCGUUACACGGUUGCCACAUGUGGAAUAUAUGUGAAGAAGACGCAUCUUUAUCAAAAAUUACCAGAUUAACGGCAAUGUUAUCGAUCUUUUUGACCAGUUUUACCAUAAUGCUGUUGCUGUAUGGUGUGCCAGUUUUAAAACCUAGUGACAGUAUUACUGUCUAUCCUUAUUACGGAUUUUACCACGAAAUUAUUUGGAUAACAGUUAUUGGUUUUGCUUUAACGUUCGCCAUUCAUUACCCAAUCGUGUAUUAUUUAAAAAAAGCCAGUAAUAAUCAAAAUACGGUUUUGAAAGAAAAAAAUAAUUUAAAAAUUUUUUGUUGGUUUAUACUAAUAUUUUUGAUAGUUGCAUCAAUGACAGUUACAUUAAUAUUUGGAUUUUGGGUGCCUCAUGUAACGAGCCUACUCUGGCUGACGUCCUCCAUAGUCAGUCAAAUAAUUUACAUUUUCCUUUUAGAAAACAUAAUCGUCAUUUACAAUAAUUUGUCUCUGAAGAGACACACUCGUAUCGAUAGAAUUUUUUCUACGGCAUAUUCCAUGAUAAAAUACGUAGAAACUCAAAGAGAAAAAUUUUACAAUUCUUUUGGAAAAUUCGGUAUGCGACCUUAUUUCAAACACCUCUAUGAACCUUUGGACGAGGAAAAAAUGAAAGAGAUCAAAUACUGGGCGAAAAUGAAAGAUCGACUCUACGAAAUCUUCGAAGACAUUUUAAUGAUCACCGUAUAUAUAAUUAUCUUGUACACGAUCAUUUUACGUGAUAAAGAUCCGAUGGCUACCAAGAGCAACGAGGAAAUCAAAGAUUUGAUACAGGGCGUUCAUUCCAGGACGUUUUCGGAAUAUUUUCACGGCAGGCAACAAAUAGAAAAGUACAUUGAAGCCACCUUAGUACAUUCGCUACAAUCCCCCCAAUGGUAUGGGCAGUUUUUGAGCAAAGACCCCGGAAUGACAAUAGAUAAUUCCAAUAAAUUCAUCGGCAUAGCGAGAAUCAGACAACACAGAUCAGAAAAGGAGAUGUGCCGCGUGAUGCCUGAUAUUGUUUUUGUCCAAACAAAUUGCACGUCUUCCUUUCCUAAUGGUCCUGAAUACGAACAAUUCAGCGAAGAUUGGAGGAACGAUUCAGAUUCUGAUCCAUUCGCUCGUAUGGAUUGUAUUUGGAAGUAUAGAGGGGUCGAUACAGGAACUUUAUCAUAUAUAGGCAAAUUCGCAACAUAUCCAGGUGGCGGAUACGUGUCAACUUUAGGAAGGAAUUUGAAAAACUCGUUGACGAAUGUCAAAUAUCUAGUGCGUCACCGAUGGAUUGACGAGCGCACUAGAAUUAUAUUUAUCGAAUUUUUGACGUACAGCGCCAAUACAAACAUUUUCAAUUCAGUCACCGUGAUAUUCGAGCUGAGCUUGUCAGGUUAUAUAAGAUCUGUAUUCGACGUUUAUACGGCCAGAUUACUGUUGGUAAACGAAAAUUUUACACUACUAUGGAUUAUAUUUGCAUCUUUCAUCAUCAUAGUCGUAUUAAUAAUGAUAAAACUCAUUCGCAAAAUCGUUAAAAAGAAAAAGAUGGCGUUCAAAGAUGCCUGGCAUUUCGUCGACAUUUUCAUCAUCCUGACGUCAUUUUCGUGCAUGUUUUUGUACGUCAAAAGAUCGCAUUUAGUAGGCGAGUUUUUGGAUAGAAUCGAGGUGGCCAAACACAACGAGUUCGUCAAUUAUUUUCAUUUGUUUUACGCAGAGAAUAUCUUGACUGUCAUGGCAGCUGUUUUAGUGUUUCUAGCCACGCUGAGACUCUGGAAGCUGAUGAGAUUCUUAAUCAUCAUUAGGAUCGUAGAAAAAACGUUGUUACUGUCUACGGUACCGUUAUUCUGUCUGUUCAUCUGUCAUUUACAUUUGAUAGUGGUUUUUGCUAUAGCCGGGACCUUGCUAUUUGGUGACGAAUCGUACGAUUUCAGCAAUUUAACGCACAGCUUCAUGAGCCUGGUUUUGGGCUCUAUAGGUUUUUUUGGUUUCGAUUUCGAUACCUUCGAAUCAUCUUUGCAUUAUUUAUAUUUUAUAACGUACACACUUUUGACUAUGCUUGUUAUGACUGUAUACGUAGCUGUUAUAUCGAUGUACUACUGUAAAGCUCAAAAUAUUUACUCGAAUUACCAGGAAUAUAACGUUUUGAAUUUGAUCAAAGAGAAUUUCGAAUAUUACAAGGAACUGUGUAAAGUUAGAUUAAAGAAACAUCGUUUAAAAGGGGGAGAAGACAGGAAUAUAGAGGAGAGAAAAUUGGUGUAUCCCAAAGCUGAUGAAGAUAGAUAUGCCAAAUGUCUGACGGUGGAGAAGCACAAGAUGGCGGCCAUGAAACAAAUAGCUUUGAACGUUUUGAGAAACUUUGAGGUUAGAAAAACGCGUUUAUUGGAAAACGAUGUGAAACUAAUUCUAGAAACCAUCGUUGUUUUGUUUAAAGGUGCCAAAGAUGAAGAAAAUGAGUUUUUCUUCAUGAGUAACGUUCAAGGGCAAAAAACUAAAUUGGUAGAUGAUGUGAUGUUUUUAAAGAUGGAGGACAUUUUGAAUUCUGUGUAUAGAGGAGAGAAAAAAGAUGAUUUGUACCGGAAGGUUGUUGAUGAUAAUAAUAUGCAGCUUGAUAGGAUUCUGCAUGAUCUUAAUGUUGUUAAAAGUGGUUUGAAUUCGAUUGUUUUUGAUGAGUAUUAA
Molecule: messenger RNA, 6063 nt
Organism: Psylliodes chrysocephalus
Lineage: Eukaryota; Metazoa; Arthropoda; Insecta; Coleoptera; Chrysomelidae
Source: the annotation of a GenBank genome assembly